Molecule: messenger RNA, 763 nt
Organism: Lingula anatina
Lineage: Eukaryota; Metazoa; Brachiopoda; Lingulata; Lingulida; Lingulidae
Product: adenosine 5'-monophosphoramidase HINT1
Molecular function (GO): catalytic activity
Source: RefSeq, a predicted model, not a curated record
UUAAAUAGGCAACACGAUGUCCGAGGUGGAGAAGGCUCAGACCGCUAGCGCCGGUGGAGACACGAUAUUUGGGAAAAUAACACGCGGUGAAAUACCAUGCAAAUUCAUACACGAAGACGAUAAGUGUGUUGCUUUUCAUGAUCUCUCACCUCAGGCACCCAUUCAUUUCCUGGUUAUUCCACGCAAACCUUUGUCACAGCUUUCAAAGGCCGAGGAUGGAGACAAAGAGAUGCUAGGCCACCUACUCCUUGUUGCCAAGCAGGUAGCCAAGGAGUUGGGUCUGGAGAAAGGUUUUCGUCUUGUUGUCAAUGAUGGUGCAGAAGGGGCACAGUCUGUGUACCACCUCCAUAUCCAUGUGAUGGGUGGGCGCCAGAUGGGCUGGCCACCUGGAUAAAGCAUAGGAACAGCAGAAAGACAUCCCAUAACCUAGGUUAUGAAAUAUUAAAUCAACAAUGAUUUUUUGCAAUGCUAUUAAUAAUCAUAGCUGAAUUUAUUGUUCAAGAACCCCAUCACCUUCUGUGAAAUUUCAAUUUACUUUCAAUUAGUUGAUCGGAUGACUCUUGUCUCUAGCUCAAGAUAUUUGAUAUCAUGUUGUUGCAUACCUUACUUAAAAUUCCAUAGUAAAAAGUACUUUAUUCAUCAGUAUCAUGUUAAGUAACAUUUAAGAGAUAGUGGUAAAUAAAGUAUUGAUCUUACAAUUGUAGUGCUUGUGAUGGGGUGUGAAGAAUAGGACCUAUCAUAAAAAUACAGAUUUUAAUGAUCA